Messenger RNA from Fusarium musae, 1116 nucleotides. RefSeq lists its product as uncharacterized. Lineage: Eukaryota; Fungi; Ascomycota; Sordariomycetes; Hypocreales; Nectriaceae. The coding region runs from base 1 to 1116 and encodes 371 amino acids. The record is from RefSeq and is a predicted model, not a curated record. The transcript is spliced from 4 exons.
AUGCCUCACAAAGACUUCCCCAUCAGACCUCUAGUCCGUGCUUUUGACCCCGUUGGUCCAGACACUCUUGGACCUCCCGACCUUGACUUUGCUUCACUGUUCAGAGAGACAAACGUCCCUGAAGAUGCUCCUCUAACGCUGUAUCCUGAACAGCUGAACGUUCCGUGGCAUACUUCUCUCCCAUGGGUGAGACAGUCCAAGUGGUGGAUUCAGGGUGAAGCAGCUGGACGGGACUUGGUGAAUCGAAUCAGUGCCGACAAAGCGUCUGAGAGAGGAGCUCUACCAGUGGAGUUUAUGGACGAGCGCCGAAAGGGAAAGAUUAACGAGCUCGUCGAAGAUGCGGUUUCAUGCGCCGUUUACCUCUAUCCGUCGGCGUCGCGAACUCGAAUAGAACUGUUGACGCAGGCUCUUCUUCUUUUAUAUUUCCACGAUGAUGUUAUGGAACGCGGUGCAACACAAGAUGAAACAACAGUUGCUGAUGACUUCGUGACUAUGAAGCCUAAGAACAAGCACAUGAAGCGAUUCUACGAUGAAGUUAUGGAAUGUGAUCCCAUUCUUGGCCCUGGCCUCCUCCGAGCCAUUGGUCUCUUUGUCAGUGCAGGCCGCAAAAAGUCACCAUUCAAGCAAGACACAUACGCAACUUUGGCUGAGUACGUGGACUACCGCCGCCACGAUAUUGCCAAACCCUUCAUGGUUGCCGCUAUCCGCUUCGGAACCGGUAUUCACCAUACUCCCGAGGAAAUCGCUCCCUUUGAGGAGCUAGAAGAGCUCUACGUUCUUCACUCUAUGCUCAUCAACGAUCUCUACUCCUACGAUAAGGAGAUCCACGAGUCGCGCACCAUCGGCGCCUCUGUCGUCAACGCAGUACAUGUCAUUGAAAAGCUCAUGUGUGUGCCGCCGCAUUUGGCAAAGACUAUUACUCGAACUAUGAGCUUCGACGUUGAGAAGAAGUAUUACGCCGAGUCGGAGAGGUUCAUGCGUGAUCCGGCGCUGAGCGAUGACCAGCGUACUUAUGUCAUUGCACUUUUUGAUUGUUUGACUGGGAAUCUAUUCCAUCAUGCUACGUUGGGAAGAUACACUCCAUAUGCGGAGUAUGUUUUUGAUUGCAAGACUUAG